[Torrubiella] hemipterigena is the source of this 1584-nucleotide messenger RNA. Lineage: Eukaryota; Fungi; Ascomycota; Sordariomycetes; Hypocreales; Clavicipitaceae. The record is from the annotation of a GenBank genome assembly.
AUGGCGGCCCAAGUAGGACCUCUGCAGCAGGUCAAGCUGGCCUCUGGCCCUGCGCCAAUUACCGCUGAGCAGCGCUACUGGCGCACCUUCAAGAACCAGCUCGUCAUCCCAUCGCCAACUACCUAUCCCGUCACGCACAUCUCUUCCAACAACGAUUCCUUUGCCGUCACCACCGGCACACGAGUGCAAAUCUUCUCCACGAAAACAAGAAAACUCCUCAAGACUAUCACGCGGUUCAGCGACGUCGCACGCUCCGGUGAGAUCCGUCAGGAUGGCAACGCCCUCGUGGCUGGUGACGACUCGGGCCGCAUGCAAGUCUUCCAGGCAAACACCAGAUCGAUCCUGCGCACCUGGCUCACCCAUAAGCAGCCUGUUUGGGUCACCAAGUUCUCCCCUAGCAAUCAGACGCAUCUCCUUAGUGCCAGCGACGACCGAACCGUGCGACUCUGGGACCUGACCAACAACGACCCGUUGACAACCUUUACGGGCCACCAGGAUUACGUCCGCUCUGCUAGUUAUCUGUCCGGAACCAUGUCGAACAUGAUUGUCUCGGGAAGUUACGACUCGACCGUGAAGAUCUGGGACCCCCGCAUUGGCCACUCGGCGCCAAUCAUGACCUUUAAGCACGCUGCUCCCAUUGAGGCUGUCCUGCCGCUCUCGACGGCCACAACUAUUGCGGCUGCCUCGGGCGAGAACAUCACCAUCUUGGACCUUAUUGCAGCAAAGCCGCUGACUAUUAUUACAAACCACCAAAAGACUGUUACGUCGCUGAGCCUGGCGUCUAAUGGCCAGCGUCUCGUAUCGGGAGGUCUUGACGGCCACGUCAAGGUGUUUGAGACCACCGGCUGGAACGCCGUCAACACAAUCAAGUACCCCUCGCCCAUCCUCUCCGCAAAGGUCAUCGCUACAGGUGAUGAGAACGAUGCUGUCGACCGCCACCUUGCCGUCGGCAUGCAGUCUGGUAUGCUUAGCGUCCGUACUCGCUUGACUGGCCACGAAGCGAACCGCGAGAAGCAGCGCGAGAAGGAAAUGGAAGCUCUCGUCGCAGGCCGAAUUCAGGAACACGACGCCAAGAAGAACAAGCGCAAGCGCCGCAUUGAGGCUUCGUCCCGACUUGACCUCGCCGGCGAGGGCGCCGACGUCACCAUUGCCAAUGACCGCACCGGCAAGAAGAAGGAGCGUGUUUGGCAAGCCGACCUUCGCCACGGCCGCUACGCCGAAGCCCUCGACUACGUCGUCGACCGCACUAAGCCAGACUACUCGCCCAUGAGCGCGCUGACGCUGCUUCUCGCCCUCCGCCACCGCGGUGCGAUGCGCGAUGCCCUUGUCGACCGCAACGAAUUCACCCUGCUGCCUAUUAUCCAGUGGCUCGGCAUCCACGUCUGCGACCCUCAUUACGUUAGCGUCUGUGUGGAAGCGUGUCUGCACGUAACUGAGCUGUACUCUGAGUAUGCCGAUGCUAAUGAGGAUCUGGAGCGCGGAUUCCGCAUGCUACGUCGCAGAGUUGAGCAGGAGACGGAGCGAGCCCAAGUCGCCUUGCUCACGGGCUCUAUGCUUGAGAGCUUGUCUUACGGAGAAACAUAG